CCUGACCUGUUAUGCAUGCUUAUAUUUGUGCAUAACUGGGCUAUUCGUGCAUAAGGUAAAGCCUAAGCUGGAGCGCGCAUAUAUAUAUAUAUAUUUUUUUUUAUGCAUAAAAGUGUGCAUAACAGGGGUUAUCGUGCAUAACGGUGAUUAUGCACGAGUGAGAUGGGGGUAAGGGGUGGCUCAGACGCUCAGACAGCUCAUUGUAACCAAAACGGAGCUUUUUUAUCCCCUUCAAAGCCUCUUGGUCUUGAAACUCUUUAGUUUCAAGUCCACAGUUCAGACGACAAAUUGUAGAUCUGGAGAUUGGAGAUUCGGUGUUAAUUAAAAACAUUCGUUGUUUAAACCAACCUUGAUUACUGUUGAUUCAAACUACUUGACUUUUGUACAAGAAGAGAGGAGAGAAAAGACGCAAAGACCAAAGACCGAAGACAGAAGACCACAGGACACACCGCACAGAGCGACCACCACAGAGAAGCGAGAAGCAGCGAACCCGCCACCAGCGGCGCAGACCGCGACCCGCGAUCCACGGCAACAACAAAUGGCAAGCGGCGCAGGUGGUGUCGUCGCAUAUGCGUGCUCUAGCUCCGACUCUGAGUCUGACAUUGAAGCCGUGGUCACGACGGAACCAGGGGGUGUUCUUGGUGCCGGUGCUGCUGGCGGAAUGGACGACUGGGCGCACAUCUUCGGCGGGAAUUCAAAACGUACUCCAAAGCAGCAGAAGGCGAAAGGUAAGCGGGAUGAGAUUUGCCAGCGCCUUCUUUCGCUGAGCAUGCUGGCCAAGAGCAUGGACUUCAAGGACAUCUUCGGCGAAGUGAACAACGUCUUGGCAAGGUUCGGUCUGGACCCCGCGCGCUGCGUCGGCUUCAUGCUUGACGGGUGCGCGGCCAACAUGAAGGCCCUCAUGGCCUUGACGACACAUUGCCGCAACGCCGUGGGCAUGCGCUGCAUGUCAGACCUCUUCAACAACGCCGGCGACCAAAUCGAAAGCACUCAGAUCGACAAGUUCGCCGGCGCACUGCAGACGGUGCUUUCCGUCAGCCACAACGCGUCGGAGCAGUGGCGGGCUGCAACCGGCAUGUCGCCGCCGAAAGCACCUUCCCACCGGUGGGCUUCGAGCUUCGAGCGGAACGACAAGUUGGUGACAGACUGGCAACACGCGAAGCACUUCAUCGACAAGUUCAGCUCGAGCGACGAGACCAGAUCUGCCAAGGCCGCGUUCUGUCGGGAGGAGCUUGCAAGGCUGGGCCAGUACUGCUACCACCAAGAGUUCUGGCUGCAGCUGGAGUUCGCGCUCGCUGUAGAUCUCGGGGCCACCUGA
Ectocarpus sp. CCAP 1310/34 is the source of this 1318-nucleotide messenger RNA. The record is from the annotation of a GenBank genome assembly. Lineage: Eukaryota; Phaeophyceae; Ectocarpales; Ectocarpaceae.